GUGAGCGCCGCGAGGUCACGUGUUUGCGAGCGGGAGGGAGGCGCCGGGGCAAGAUGGCGGCGUGCGGCGGGGCGAUGUGCUGCUGCUGCCCGCAGUGCUGCGGGGAGAGGGAGAGCCGCACACCGGAGGAGCUGACGAUCCUGGGAGAAACUCAUGAAGAGGAAGAUGAGAUCCUUCCACGCAAAGACUAUGAGAGUUUGGAUUACGAUCGCUGUAUCAAUGACCCAUACUUGGAAGUUUUGGAGAGCAUGGACAACAAGAAAGCCCGAAACUAUGAAGCAGUGAAAUGGGUGAUGGUUUUUGCCAUUGGAGUCUGCACAGGACUGGUGGGCCUCUUUGUGGAUUUCUUUGUACGGCUCUUUACCCAGCUCAAGUUCCGGGUCGUACAAAGCUCGGUAGAAGAAUGCACUGAGAAAGGCUGUCUUGCCUUGUCUUUACUGGAGCUGCUGGGGUUCAACCUGACCUUUGUUUUUCUUGCAAGUCUUCUAGUCCUGAUCCAGCCUGUGGCAGCUGGGUCAGGAAUUCCUGAAAUUAAGUGCUACCUCAAUGGAGUAAAAGUUCCAGGGGUUGUGCGGCUCCGGACGGUGGUGUGCAAAGCUAUGGGAGUGCUCUUCAGCGUAGCAGGAGGUCUUUUUGUUGGGAAGGAAGGUCCAAUGAUCCACAGUGGUGCUGUCGUGGGUGCGGGUUUACCACAGUUCCAGAGCAUCUCGCUGAGGAAGAUCCAGUUUAACUUCCCAUAUUUCCGCAGUGACAGGGAUAAAAGGGACUUUGUAUCUGCUGGAGCAGCUGCAGGGGUUGCAGCUGCCUUUGGAGCCCCAAUUGGGGGAACUCUUUUCAGCCUGGAAGAAGGUUCCUCCUUCUGGAACCAAGGGCUUACAUGGAAAGUGCUGUUCUGUUCCAUGGCUGCCACCUUCACCCUGAAUUUUUUCCGCUCUGGGAUUCAGUUUGGAAGUUGGGGGUCUUUCCAGCUCCCUGGUCUGCUGAACUUUGGAGAGUUUAAGUGUUCCGAGUCUGAUAAGAAGUGCCACCUCUGGACAGCUGUGGACUUGGGCUUCUUCAUUCUGAUGGGGAUUGUAGGAGGUCUUCUUGGAGCCACCUUCAACUGUCUGAACAAGAGGCUCGCAAAGUACCGCAUGCGGAACGUGCAUCCCAAACCAAAGCUUGUCAGAGUCCUGGAGAGCCUGCUUGUGUCUCUGACUACAACCGUCGUGGUCUUUGUGGCCUCCAUGGUUUUGGGGGAGUGCCGGCAGAUGUCUUCCACCAGUCACACUGGCAAUGACACCUUGAGUAUGCAGGGCAUGUCUGAGGAUGUGAAUUCAAGCAUCAAAACAUUUUUCUGCCCGAAUGAAACCUAUAACGACAUGGCCACCCUCUUCUUCAACCCUCAGGAGUCUGCUAUCCUCCAGCUCUUCCAUCAAGAUGGUACUUUCAGCCCAGUCACACUCUCCUUGUUCUUCCUUCUCUAUUUCUUACUCUCCUGCUGGACAUAUGGGAUCUCUGUGCCCAGUGGUCUUUUUGUACCAUCACUGCUUUGUGGGGCUGCCUUCGGACGCCUGGUCGCCAACCUCCUCAAAAGUUAUAUUGGCUUGGAUCACAUCUACUCAGGAACCUUUGCACUGAUUGGGGCAGCGGCAUUCCUGGGAGGAGUGGUCCGGAUGACAAUUAGUCUAACUGUAAUCCUAAUUGAAUCCACCAAUGAAAUCACCUACGGGCUCCCAAUAAUGAUCACCCUCAUGGUAGCCAAAUGGACAGGAGACUUUUUCAACAAGGGAAUCUAUGACAUCCAUGUGAACUUGAGAGGAGUGCCUCUUCUGGAGUGGGAAACAGAGGUGGAAAUGGAUAAGCUACGAGCCAGCGACAUCAUGGAGCCCAACCUGACCUAUGUCUACCCCCACACCCGCAUCCAGUCCCUCGUUAGCAUCUUGCGCACAACUGUUCAUCACGCCUUCCCUGUUGUGACCGAGAACCGGGGCAAUGAGAGGGAGUUCAUGAAGGGAAACCAGCUGAUCAGCAACAACAUCAAAUUCAAGAAAUCCAGCAUUCUCACCCGAGCUGGAGAGCAGCGCAAACGGAGCCAGUCCAUGAAAUCUUACCCUUCGAGUGAGCUGCGCAACAUGUGUGAUGAGCACAUAACAACAGAGGAGCCACCAGAAAAGGAGGAUUUGCUGCAACAAAUGCUAGAGAGAAGAUACACUCCUUACCCCAACCUGUAUCCUGACCAGUCUCCCAGUGAAGAGUGGACCAUGGAGGAACGUUUCAGACCUCUCACCUUCCAUGGCUUGAUCUUGCGCUCACAGCUGGUCACCCUCCUUGUCAGGGGUGUUUGUUACUCCGAGAGCCAGUCAAGUGCGAGUCAGCCUCGUCUGUCUCAUGCAGAAAUGUCAGAGGAUUAUCCCCGCUAUCCAGAUAUCCAUGACCUGGACCUCACGUUGCUGAACCCUCGCAUGAUAGUGGAUGUCACCCCAUACAUGAACCCGUCACCUUUUGCUGUUUCUCCAAACACUCACGUAUCUCAAGUGUUUAACUUGUUUAGGACAAUGGGACUCAGGCAUUUACCAGUUGUGAACGCAGUUGGAGAGAUUGUUGGGAUAAUCACUCGGCACAACCUGACCCACGAAUUCCUGCAGGCGAGGCUGAGACAACACUAUCAGACCAUUUGAUGCCCCUGCCCCACUGCUGGUGUGGCUGCCUCCCUCUUCCAAGCCUGCACACGCGCUCGCAUUCUGCUUGGACCCCACAAGGCCCAAGACUUUGCCGUUUGGCUUCUCACACGCAUAUCAAGCCUGGGGAGCUGGAAAACAUCUUGCUAGCCAGAGAAUUAGAGGAACUGCUUGAGCCCAGAGCUACUGACUGGUCUCAGGCACUUGGUUUGACCACUCUUCAUCCCAGCCCUUCAUCUGGUGUUGUCCCAACGGUACAUUCUGCUGUUAUGGUUUGUUUAUUUUUGAGGCUUGGAUGAAAGAACCAUCUAGAACCACUGUACCCUGUGCAGAGAACUGCAGCAUCUUUUCCCUGUCCUCCUGUGCAUCUCCCUUCUCCUCAUCCUCCCUUUUUCCUGCAACUUUUGCCUUACUUGUGUGAGAGGGGAAUAGCUGUCAAGGCUGAGAGGAGAUAAUGGAGUUACCAAAUUGCUGCUUUGGAGGAUGGCUUUUCUCAAAAGCAGCAUCAAAAGCCAACUCUGGAAAUGCACAUCGCUUUGUGGAUGCUCUUAAUUUCUCAUAUUUUUCCACCCUUACUUCCAUUUUUUUCCUGCUCUAUCCAUGGGAGAGUAAUGUUCUUUCUGUAACGUUUUUUGACAGCAGCUGACUUUUCAGAGCAUUUUGGAGUUCAAAACAGUUUAAUUCCAGUUACUGCCUGGACUUUAAAUACUCAAUACACUUACAGAGCAUCUCAGAGAAGGGAGAUCUCUUUUUCCCUGUUAGCUGUUGCUACCAUUAUCUCCCUGCAAGAGAUUCUCCUAAGGUACGCUGUGCCACUCAACUUGGUCACCACCUGACACUCCUGUAUUUAUAGUUUCUGUGUCCUUGUAAUGACCCAGCAGGGAGAACCUGGGACACCUUUCCAGCUACAGCUAUAGAACCGGGGACCCCAGUUCCUCACAGUACAAAGAAGUUUGCUUUCUAGAGGCAGUUAUUACUGAUGUUUGAAUGAUCUCUGUUGUGAGAGGAGCUGGUGUGAGUUGAGGCAGGAGGGAUACUUGGUGCUGGUGACUGGCAGUUAGGACUGUACAGCAGGUUGAUAAGUGAGCCUGUCUGGCUCUUAAAAUGAUGGAAAUAACGUCUGCAACUGUAGCAACCAAAUGUCUUUAAGGGUAAAAACAGCAUUUAAAAGCCAGUUGCAACCAGUUCACUGCUUUAGCAGGUACCAUCCUGGCCAGCACCUGUAUUGUUCCAGCAGGCACCUGCCUUUGUGAGUUUUGCAUACAGAUAAAUGUGGGUGGGAAGCCAACAUUGUGCCUCCAGGGGAUGCAGUGUUGAUUGGCUUGAUAAAGCACAGAGCAUUCUCUCAGCCAAGAGACUGGGCUAAGUAACACAGGGAAUGUAUCCCAGGAAAGCUUCUGCACAGUCUCUGAGCACUCCUUUUAACCUGUUGUCUGCCAUAAGGAGCUGGUGAGAUGAGAGAUGCACCAGAAGGAAAUUGACCAUUAUUGUAUGUUCUGAAAUAAGGAACUUAUGUAUGUCUAAGCACUACAUCUGUUAGAGCAGCCCCUUUGGACUCUGUGGAAGCUAAUUGCUGCUGCAGUUGGGCCAGGUGGUUUUGUGUUCAGGGCUCCAGCUUCUUGUAGUCUUCACAUACGGCUCUUCAAGUCACAGGAGCUCCUUAGAUGAUCAUGUUGUCUUUGCACUCUGGAUAGCUGAGGGACAGAUGCAUUCUCUGGCUGUUCUUGCAAAAAAGAUGGCCAAGUCAUGGGAUGCACUUGAUUUUCAUCCUGCAGAUGAGAGAUGGGUCUUGAUAUAAAACGUUAAGGGAGAAUUGGCACUUGUCACACAGAGCAUAGCACAGCUCUGCUGGGAAGGUUUUUAUCAAAGCCGUUCAUAAGCACUUAGAUUUAUUUUAACUUUUAUAUUUUAAUUCCCAAGACCAUUUGUUAGCCAUGGCCGCUUUCCAGGGUUGAUUAAAAAGGCACCCACACUAAAUAGCAGAAACUGAUUCAUUCUUUUUCUUAACUGUGGAGCUUGUAGCAACAGCUCUUGUCUCCUCCAUUGAAAGCAGUUCUGCUGGCUUCUGAAUACAUUGGCUCCAUUUCAGGUAAGGCAAGCAAGCUCUUAAACUCCCUAGGUUGAAGAAAGGUGUUUUCCUACAGCCAGUACCCAUCUUGUGCCUUCAAUCUCAACUCCUUAGCUGGGACAGAUGUAGCACUGUUCUUAGAGCAUACGAGCUGGUGUUGGCUUCUGCUGUUGAUUUCCAAGUUGUUUCCCAGUGUGUCAGAGUGAGAUUGUUUUCUCUGGAUAAACUGCAGUUGGUCUUUUAAAAUGUGAGUGUUCCCUGCAAACUGGUCUUGCAUAAAGCUGCCCUGAGGAACUUCCAGCACUCCCUGAAGCUGAGUUGUUUAAAACGUGCUUCUCCUAACAUACCUUCCAUUCACAGCACUUGUGCUUGAGCUGUUACAAUCCCAUACUGUCAAGAGAACCUCUCAAGGAGUGCCCUGUGUCUCUCCAUGGCAAAUCCUUUAGUUCUUGCUCAUGUUGAGUGAUUGUGUUUCUUUCAUUCCCUGCACUUGAAGUCCUUAAGUUGCCAUGAGCCGGUUCCCUCCUGGUUUAUUUCUCUACACAAACUGCAGCAGCUGAUGUUGUUGCAGGGAUGUCCUCCCCUCGAGGCCUGGAUUUAGGCAAGACAGGCUGAAAAAUCUUGCCAAAGUUUGAGCACCAGCUCUGCAUCCCCAUUAGAAAGCCUUCAAUCAGCUGGCAGCACUGUCUGGCCUAAAUGAACCACCUUUGUUCUCACACAUUGCUGCUCACUUUAUUCCUUUCUAACAACACCCUCCCUGCUUUUCUUCUGGUCACUUAGUUGGUUUACCAAGGAAUUUACUUUUAGCAUAGGUGCCUGUAACCUGUAACUCAAAGUGACACUAAAGGAGUAGGAACCAAGAACUGGAUUAGUAUUUAUGGCAGAAUUUAGGGGUAAUGUGGGGCACCUGCCUCAUGGUUUCCUGUGCAGUGUUAAUUAACUGUGAGCCAUUCCAAUGGUAGCGACUUACCUUUCCAUUUGUUUCUUUUUGCACUGGUUUUUGUUAUGAAACGAUGUAAGCUAAUCCCAUGGUGUGUAUAUAAAAUGUAUUAUUAUUAUUUUUUAACUUUGUAUGAACUCAUUUUUAUUUGAACGAUGGCACUUGGGGAGUAUUUGUGUAACCGUGUGUCAUGAAACCAUGACAACCAUAACGUGUCUCAGAGUAAAAUGUUUGUGUGUCUCCUUCAGCACUUCAAGGCCUUUUGAUGUUUCUAGUGGUGUCUUAUUUUUGCCCUUUGUUGUAAUAAAAUACUGAUAGAACGUGGAAAUACCCACGGACACAAUUGGA
Messenger RNA from Coturnix japonica (Japanese quail), 6016 nucleotides. RefSeq names its product Cl-/H+ antiporter 6 (gene CLCN6). Gene Ontology annotation, cellular component: intracellular membrane-bounded organelle; lysosomal membrane. Gene Ontology annotation, molecular function: voltage-gated chloride channel activity. The record is from RefSeq and is a predicted model, not a curated record. Gene Ontology annotation, biological process: transmembrane transport; chloride transport. NCBI's taxonomy places the organism in Eukaryota, Metazoa, Chordata, Aves, Galliformes, Phasianidae.